GCAUUUUUGGCGUCACACGUGGCAUUUCUGUGAGUGUACCUGUGGUUAAGAUAUUCUCCGAACGCGGCAGCAAUUGACGAACAUUCGUCAUGGGCACGCUCGAGGUGUUCUCGCAUUCCUAUUGUGCAGGCAGGAAUUCGUGCGUUUUAGUGGAUGCGUGGCUGGAACUUUUCUUGAGUUUUUGCACUUUCUUAGUGGUGUGUGGUUUGCUGGUCGCUUCACGCGGUUGCUGGCUCUGUGGACGCAGACGAAUCCAUCGCGUAAUAACUAGAACGACUCGCAGAGUAGCGUGGCGCGUGCGUCGUCGUUUACGUAAAUGUGGUCUCCCAAUCGCUGGACGGACGUCGCCUUUGCCACUUGCAGUGAUCAAGAAAGACGCCACUGCUGCACAUAUUCACGGCCACAAGAACUCUCAGCAGCAAGGAGAAGCUUUCAUUUUGCAGACACAGCGAAUGCAUCGCAUGGAUUUCGCAGCACAAUCUUCACCACUCUCAGAAGAGCAAUCACAGCCACAGUUUCCUCCAAUGGUGUUCCCAGACGACCAUGACGAUGAGUUGUCUCCUGCCCCUCCUGAAGAUGAAAAGCGAGCUUUUGUUCGUGCCAGCACAGUGGCGUUGACGAAACGAGACCAAAGCAAACCCAUCUUCAUAACCAGACAACGCUCAAAAAGUGCUAUGGAUCCUCCCAAGUCGAACAUCAGCGCUAAAGUACGUGCUGUUUCCAUCUCCGUAGCCCGCAGUCCACGCCACAUCCUUGGUGUGAGGAUAAGUGGAAGUCGCACAGACUCAGCCGAUUCGUCCAUGUCCUCUGAGCGUUUACGUACAAACUCUUCCAAAAAGCGGUUCCAGAUUUUUAAAAAGCGAAUGCCUUCUCGAGCGCAUUCUCAAGCGCUUUUCAAUGGGCCAUCGUACGCGACGAAGAACGGAAUGGCCGGACUGUCACCAGAAGACCGAGCUGAAAAUGAACGAAGAGCGAGCAUGCAUUUGCGAGAUAAGAGACGUGUUAGUGUUGGUGCUAGCUCACAUGUGCAAUUCGAAGUCGGUGGCGAUCAAGCGUCAGUAUAUGAAGUCAAACUACGAGAAGUGAAUCUGGUAAAACGACUAGCUUCAGGUCCAUUGAGUGAGGUAUACGCAGCGAUCUGGCGAGAUACAAAAGUCGGCGUAAAGCUGCUCAUGCCUCGAGAAGGAGUGGUAGACAAUUUGGAGGAAGCAGUGAAGAACUUCAGACGCGAAAUUUGGGUCAUGCAUGCUCUGAAGCACCCAAAUAUCGUUAAAUUACUCGGUGCAAGUCUUACACACAGCUGCUACGUACUAGUGAUGGAGUACAUGCCUAAUGGUUCACUCUACGAUUAUUUACGUGAUGCAGCCAACUUCUUCCCUCACCAGCUCGUAGUGACCAGCGCAUUCGACAUCGCCUCUGGUAUGGCUCAUAUCCACGCUUGUGAUGUACUACAACGUGAUCUAAAAUCCAAGAACUGCUUGCUAUCUGAAAAUCUCGUCGUUAAAGUAUCCGACUUUGGUCUUGCGCGGUUCAGAAGUCUUCAAUAUGGUUCGUACACUUGGGUCGGCACGCCGUUCUGGGCCGCUCCAGAGGUUAUCCGUCACGAACCUUACGACGAAAAAGCAGACGUGUACUCGUACGGCAUCGUACUAUGGGAGCUCGUAGAACGUAAGGAUCCCUACGAUAAUCUCAAUGCUUUUCAAGUACCGCUCCAGGUGGCAAAUGAAGGACUUCGACCGGCAGAUUUCACUCGACCAGCGCCUCUCGGACUGGAACAACUGAUGCGUCAGUGCUGGGACGCCGAUCCAGAACAACGUCCUUCUUUCGCGGACAUUUCCCAAACUCUGAGCACAUGGUUACGCACUAAAAGCUGUGAAGGAGACGACUCUCGAGUGAAGAGUAUCGCUGAAACAGACGCCAGUGUCGACUUGUCUGCUCACAUCCAACGUGGCCAAAUUACAGCUACACAAGCGGAACUCCAUCGAUUCGCUGAGUCUCACGAUGCCAACGCCAAAGUCAUCCCGAUCACGCUCUCUUCUCUUCGGAAAGGACUCUCUACUUCUAGACUACAGCGAACCAGAUCCACUAAAAACGUCAUGACUGCAAGUGAGAUCGAGGAAUUACGGAUCAACUCUACCUUGGGAAUCCCCGGUCUCGAGGAAUUUGGAGGCUCGAACGGUAGAUUCGGCAGUAGUGGCUCCAUUCCCAACCGUAGAAGACUACCAGGCAUCAAUCCUGCGCAACUCGAAGUGAAACCAGGCAAACCUAACGAGCAGUAG
Molecule: messenger RNA, 2279 nt
Organism: Phytophthora nicotianae INRA-310
Lineage: Eukaryota; Oomycota; Peronosporomycetes; Peronosporales; Peronosporaceae
Product: TKL/DRK protein kinase
Exons: 1
Coding region: 90-2279 (729 amino acids)
Biological process (GO): protein phosphorylation
Molecular function (GO): protein kinase activity; ATP binding
Source: RefSeq, a predicted model, not a curated record